AUGUCCAGUCACGAUUACUACAGCAAUCAAUAUCCCCCUGGGCAGCACGGCUACGACAAUACUGGUGAACAAGGCUACCAGCAAUGGCAACCUCCCUCUGGCCCGCCUCAUGGCUACGGUGACCAGUCGUACAAUCAAGGAUAUGACCAGAAUAGACCAUACGAUUAUACGUCUCCGCCGCCGGCGGAAGAUUAUCAGCAGCCCUAUGGUCAUCAUGGAGGUUAUCAGCCCCCAAAUGACCAGUAUGGCCAACAGUCCAACCAAUAUGUCUCCCCUCCACCCGACCACUCUUAUCAGCAAUCCAACUAUCCCACUCAACCUCCCGACUAUGGCUACGACGACCAGGCUCAACGUGGCUAUUCACCCUACCCGCCCGCUGCUCAAAGCCAAUAUGAGACUUUCACGCCGCCACCAGGCCCGCCGCCUUCCCACAUGGAUGGAGCGUAUCCUCCACAACCCGGUGCGCCUCUUGACCCCAAUGAUCCAACCUCUCAGGACCGUGGGCUCAUGGGCGCCGUCGCUGGGGGUGCACUGGGUGCCUACGGCGGCCACAAAGUGCACCAUGGCUUUCUCGGUGCAGUGGGAGGGGCUAUCGCCGGCUCCUUGGCGGAGGACGCGCUGAAAAAGCGUAAGAAGGAGAAGAAGAACCAGCAACGCCCACCAGGGUCUCGGCGAGACUCUUCGUCGUCGUCUUCGAGCAGCUCCUCGGACGAUGAGAAGAAAAAGAAGAAAUACGGGUUGGCCGCCGCUGGCGCCGUGGGCGUGGCCGGCACGGCGGCGUACGGGUGGCAUGAACAUCAAAAACAUCAGCAGCAGCAGCAGCAGCAGCAGCAGCAGCAGCAGCAGCAGCAGCAGCAUCAAGGUCAAGGACAAGGCCACGGUCCGGGAGCUCCGAUGCGCGGCAACUUCUCGGCCUCGGCCAACAGUAUCACGCUUGACCGGGACUACGACCUCAUCGCCUCCUGCACCAACGUCCACGGGGAGCACAAACUGUCCUCCAUCUCGCUGAAUGACUGCCUGACCAACUCGCACGGACAUUUCGCGUGGCAUCGCGGGGGCAACUUUGGCGCGAGCGCACGCAACGUCCGGUUGGUCGAGAACGGCAGAGUGUUGGAGGCCGAGCUGGGCACGGGUGACGGGAGAUGGAACCGGGAUUGGAUCCGUCUGGACGAGCGCAUCAGCAACAACGACGGCGAUUUGAUCUUUCUGGACUAG
Fonsecaea erecta is the source of this 1215-nucleotide messenger RNA. RefSeq lists its product as hypothetical. Lineage: Eukaryota; Fungi; Ascomycota; Eurotiomycetes; Chaetothyriales; Herpotrichiellaceae. Bases 1 to 1215 code for a protein of 404 amino acids. The record is from RefSeq and is a predicted model, not a curated record. The transcript has a single exon. Gene Ontology annotation, cellular component: outer membrane.